Molecule: messenger RNA, 3084 nt
Organism: Exophiala spinifera
Lineage: Eukaryota; Fungi; Ascomycota; Eurotiomycetes; Chaetothyriales; Herpotrichiellaceae
Exons: 7
Coding region: 1-3084 (1027 amino acids)
Source: RefSeq, a predicted model, not a curated record
AUGGGCAGGCAGAAAGCCACGACGGACGAGCUGUGGGCUCGUGCUGAAGCCAACGGCUACAAGAGAGGAGCACACGACGAGACAGACAAGGUCCGUGAUGCAGAGAAAUACGUUUCUAAGACGGAGAAGGACCAGGACCGAACAUUACAUCGGUGGUGUCACAAAAUCCUGCGAGAAGAUUAUGACCGACAAGGGCUGGCUCCUCCGGACGAAGCCACAGUCCGCGCGUGUUGUCUGGCCGAGGGAGUCCCUGCACCCGACUUGGUCACUGUGAAAGACUUUCUCCGGUUUUACAUUGCCACAAGCCAUCCGCAGCUGGAGAGAAGCGCGGCAAAGCCGAGACCGACCGCCGACGUCAUAUGUACCGUCGCCGAGUGGUUCUUCGCAGGCUUCGCUCGUACUGCCGGGUCCGACACCAAGGCAGAGGAUAGGAGUGAGGUCUACUACUGGAUUCGGCGGUCCCUGGUACUGGAAGGCAUUGUCGUCAAUAAGCACCGACCGAAACAUAACUUUACGGUCCGCGACCUCACUCGUGUCUUCGUCGCGCUGUGGACCUACGACGACCUCAUCUUCAUCCAUGAACGGUACCGAGUUCAGACCACCUUCCUGAUACAUUUAUACUGUUGGACGGGGGCCCGAAUCGACGCUUUCUUCAAGGGAGGCCUGCGGUACAAGGAUGUCGACCUGAUUCUGCAACGUGUCGAUGGCACAGAAGACGGUCGGGACUGGAGACUAGUAUACAAGGUCGAUCAGCGCUACGUGAAAAACAACCGCGAUCCUGAAAACGUGACCUUCGGAGCGGCGGCCAAGGACCACAGAAGGCUAUUCUACAACGACGCAGGUCUCCUACUCCAAUUGGCAAUCGCCGAUGGUGCCCUAUUUGGGUACGACACUCUCGCCGACGUACGUCAGCAGGUCAUUCCGGCCGGCAAGGAUGAAGUGAUUCUCCGAUUCAAGGAUGAAGCGUUGGACCAGCCAAUCUUGCGCAAAUGCACGAGGACUGGCGGUGUGACCACCGAGCCGAUGCCGAAAACCGCAUUUCUCGCGAUUUUCAAGAGUACACUGGUCAACGCCGGCUACUUCUGGAGCUUGUCCAUCCACGCCAUUAGGCGGAUGUUGGGAAAAGGUGCUGACCGGCGAAAUACCGCCGUCGAACGCUCACAGCACUUGACGCAAGCCGACCUUCGUGUUUUUGGCCAAAGCUAUUUGGCCAACUGCUCCUCGGUCGACGGCCAAGCGGCUUUCCGAAACGAAGAGUCUGACGAGCGCCAUAUCGAAUAUUUUCAGAGCAUCGAAAAGUUCCACGAGGACGGUUUACCCACUGAGCUCCCUGCACAUCUCGAGGAAGAAUUGAAACACGAUGGACAUCUCUGCAGCCUAGAAGCCGAGGUACAGAGGCUCAGAGGAUCGGACGGCGACAACCAGGCCUUUAGUACCGCCCAACGCCAACUCACCGCCUACUCGAGGAAGUUGAAGCGAGAUGCACUGCGCCUGUAUCAAGAGACCUGGGUCCAGCAGCGCCGAGAUUGGAAGAUCUUGACACGAGGGAAAGAGACGGCUCAAGACAAUUCCAAGACGGAGCUCGCGCAAAGUAUCUACAAAUUAUUCCCCGAACGGGGCCGACUUGCUGACAAAAUGACAACGACUCGCCUCUUGACGUCAGACGAGAUGUGGGCUGCCCUGGACGAUCUCCAUACACUCUGCCUCCGGAGUUCAGAUGUCUUCUAUCUUCCGGGGUCGCGUCCUAGUAACGAUGCCUGUCCCGUCGAAAAUUGCCAAUGUCGCAUGCAUGGUCUGCCGAAGUCUCAACGCAAUCAGCACAUUCAAAACUGUGUCCGUCGGGAGAUGGCAAGCAGUCUGGGGCGACUCACAAAAGACAUCCAUUAUUGUUAUUGGUGUUUCGAUUGGGUCGUCGGAGGGAAAUGGGAGCCGCACUGCCGAGCACAUCUGGACGCCUUGACCACUAAGCGUUGUGGCUCCGUCAUCCACUAUCAUACAAUGGUCUUCGCGGGCUACUGUCCUUUCUGUAUCGGAGAUGCAUCGUUGCCUCCUCACGAACGACUCAAACCAUGGUCGCGAGACCACAAGUUGUGGAUUCACGUCCAGGUCGAGCACCUUGACGGCUCUCAGUGGCCGCUCAAGUGUCUCCAUCCACUAUGCGACAAUACCCUCCACAAAGACCCCGGCACGUUCCAAUUCCAUCUUAUGGAUGUACACAACUUCAGCCGGUCGCGCCCUGCCGCAUUGACAAAGUCCAGGCCUCAAUCCACCCCCGCCGACGAGGCAGGGUUCAAUAACAAUGAACAGAAUCUAGGACCAGUUUGUCGGAAGCGAUCGUCGAAGGAUGACUAUGGAGGCCUGGCUUGGCAACCACCAGCGUCAGCUGAGUCUAUGAACGAGGCUCUACAGAAUCAUCUUCGCCGCCUCCCAAAACGGAGGCGGCACAGUUCUUCGACUACGACCGUAUGCCCUCAGGUCGUCAUGCUCGACGAUGAUUCGUCUUGCUCAUCCAACAGUGAUUCUGAGACAACCUCGGAUCAGUCGGAUAGUUCUGCACUCGCCCUCCUCGAAGCUGGAGACUUCUACACGGAUCUUGGCCGUGGUCCGUCUCCAUAUCACUAUCCUUCUAAGUGCGAGCAGAACCACUCGUCUGAGGCAGAGAAAGUCGACGAUGACUAUAUUGAGGAUACUCUAUUCGACCAAUACCUUCGCUCUCCUUCACCUUCACCGACCCUGCCAUCAGGCGAUAGCGUCAGCGAGUGGAGUGGAGCGACCCUUACCGGAAAUGCGCGUGAUUCGUCUUGUGAGUCGAUCCCACCCGCAGGCUUAGAGAGACUGUCCGCUGUUUCAGCUACGUCUCUCGACACGGCCCCUUGCGCCACAGAGGUUGGUCUUCCUGCCGGCAGGACCACUCGGAUACGACUGCGAGUGGGUCCGCCCAAGAUUACGCUUCGCGUCAAAAUUCCAGAAGACCAUCGCAGAACCAAAGUUGCCGAAAGGAAACGCAAGCGUCGCGAGGGAAAGAAAGUAGUAUCAAACCCGAAGCAACAGAAUGGAAGAGGCCGAAAGAAGUCACUUCGCUGA